This is a messenger RNA of Acanthoscelides obtectus, 264 nucleotides long. NCBI's taxonomy places the organism in Eukaryota, Metazoa, Arthropoda, Insecta, Coleoptera, Chrysomelidae. The record is from the annotation of a GenBank genome assembly.
AUGGACUUAGCUGGUUCUGAGAGAGUUUCUCUGACGAAAGCUGCUGGUGAGCGUCUUAAAGAGGGGGCUAACAUAAACAAAUCUUUGUCAGUAUUAGGAAAUCAUGUGGCAGACCAGGUUGAUAAGAGGUACUUGAUUAGAUGCAGUUAUAUUGAAAUCUACAAUGAAAAGAUCAAUGACCUCCUGGAUAAGAGCAAUCAGGGUUUAACUAUAAGAGAAGAUAUCAAAGGAAAUGUGCUGCUUGAUGCAAGGAACCUGUCGUAG